AUGGAGCCACAUGCGGCCAUGCUCUUGAACCCCAAGGGCUAUCGAAAGCAGGCUCCACGGAAUGGUAACGACCUCAUCACGUCCCCUUUACCCACGCCUGACAACCAGCAUCCUAUUGCGGCUGUCUUGGAUCCUAUUCGGACACCUCCCUCUCCAGAAGAAUCCUUUUCACUCUCACCAACCGAGGAUCCAGAGUCGUCUGAACACACCAGCUUACAAUCUUCAGGCACCGCUCAGCAAACUCACUCCCGAUCUCCCCGAGAACCUACCUCCCAGAUUGCACCCAUCGCGCCACCAGGCACAGUUCCGAUCAUGCGCUCCCGGCCGAGUCAGCCCUCGAAUGAGGACCUCACCGUCGUUUUUACCAACACUCGCGACGGCGAGGAAAGCGACACUAAGCGGAACUACCAGGAGAUUAGUGACGGCGACGACCCUAGACCUCGAUCGCGCAACCUAAUCGAAAAUGUCUAUGAUGUUGAACAGCGCCGACACGGGUACCAACCAGCCAAGAAAGUGAAGUUGGAUGGUGCCGCCACUCCAGGCAGCGCGGCGGCCAAGCCCGUGACUGCCGGAGAUAAUGGUCUGGGCCAGUGGAUGAAAGAAGGCGAAUCCGAGCCAACUUCGACUUCAACAUCGACCCCGGCUGCGUCUGAUGUGGUGGACCUGACUGCAGAUCUUCCAAAGGCCGCGGAAGACGACGAUGUGCAGGUCACUGGUUCCAAUGAUCUCAGCAACCAGCGGGUGUGCUAUGGCAAGCUGGAGAGUACGAUGAUCAAUGCGUAUCUUGUGCCAAAGCCUCGAGCGAACGCCGUGAUUGGAUUGGAGUCACUCCAGUGGUCUUCGAUGAAGCUGGACUUGGUUCGGGAGGCACGAAAGGGAGACAGUCGCAUCGACGUCAAAGAUCCCUUUGGCAAAUUGUUUGGGACUGUCGAUACGAAGACUGCUAUCGCACUUUGCCCUCUGCUGGACUCUCCUGCCUUGAGCAUCGACGUUACUGCACGUCUGGAUAUGCGAAAGAAGAUUCCCGGAGAGGAAGUGUGGCAGCCGACCCAUGGGCUGUAUCGGGCAUCGAUUACCAUCUACGGACCGCGGAAGCAUGUUGAGAAAGUUGGAAUCUUUCUUGGUCAGCAGAAUGUUUGGCUGGGAACUCCAGUAUUUGUGGAAAAUGGAGUGCCUGUUUUCAACCCGCAUGCUGAACAAAGACGUGCAAUGGUGGCAGCAGCAGCGGCCAACAACGGCAAUCGCCCAGCCUCUACCAUUCGAUACGAAGUGCGCACGACUGAGGAGGUGACUGAUUCGGUGAUGAAAAUGUUUGACAAACUUGUCAGCAUGGAUAUCCCGAUGCUGGACCCACCCACCACGGUGAAAACGCCUCUUCUGGACCAUCAGAAACAAGCACUUUGGUUCAUGAAAGAGAAGGAAGCACCCCGCAAGUAUGGCGACAAAGAAGAGGAUCACAACUCUCUGUGGCGCAAGAUCGAACAGAAUGGCCGCACAAAGUACCGGGAUAUCAUCAGCGGAGUCAUUUGUGACGAGGAGCCCGCCCAGACUUACGGGGGCCUGUUGGCUGAUGUGAUGGGUCUAGGCAAAACCUUGAGUAUUCUCUCAUUGGUAUUGUCUACGCUUGACGAAGCAACCGACUGGGCUAGAAGGAUGCCCGAUCGUGACCUGGUUCGCCACAUCCCUGGGAUUCGCAACACCCGGACCACAAUUUUGGUAGUACCUUUGUCCACCAUUGCAAAUUGGGUCUCGCAGAUUGGCGAGCAUGUCAAGCCAGGCUCGUUGAAGUACUAUGUUUUUCAUGGUGCUUCACGGAACACUGACCUGGAGGAGCUCUCCAAACUUGAUCUGCUGAUCACCACAUACUCUACUGUAUACAGCGAGAUGCUCGGACGAGGUGCGAAGCGUGGCAGUCCCUUGGCGAAGAUGAACUUGUUUCGAAUCGUUCUGGAUGAGGCACACACCAUCCGAGAGCUAUCCAACCAACAGACUAAAGCAGUCUUGAGCCUCCAAGCGCAGCGUCACUGGUCUGUUACUGGUACGCCAAUCCAAAAUCGUCUGGAAGAUCUACUCUCGGUGACUAAGUUCUUGCGUCUGUUCCCUUAUGAUGACCGGGCUAGAUUUACUCAACAUGUCAUCAGCCCGAUGAAAACUGGGAACGCUCAUGCCCUUGCAAGCUUGAGAGUCUUGAUUGACUCCUUCACGCUGCGCCGAGUGAAGAAGAUGCUUGAUCUGCCAGAGCGGACGGAAAAGAUCGUGACGUUGGAAUUCUCAGAGAAGGAAGCGCAGCUGCAUGAGUUCUUCCGCAAUGAAUCCAACACCAUGAUGGGUGUUAUUGCGAAAGAGAGCAAGAAGACCAUCAGCGGCCGCAUGUACCACGUUGUACUAAAGGCAAUGAUGAUUCUCCGUCAAGUCAGUGCUCAUGGCAAGGAGCUUCUGGAUGUUGAAGACCGCGAGAGAACCAAGGGACUGAGUGUGCAAGAUGCAAUCGAUCUUGAGGACAGUGAACCAGACGAGAAUCAAGACGCGUUUGACAAGAAGGCCCUUCGUCAUGUCGAUCUUAUGGUCCAGUCGGGCGAUACCUGCAAGCUCUGCGACAAGCUCAUCGAGGCGCCUAUGUCGGAGACUGGCGCUCAAGACAAGAAUGCCCCGAUGGCUAUUUAUCUCCCUUGCCUAUGUGUUCUCUGCCCGGAUUGUUUCUCCCCCUGGAAGGCCGUGUUUGACUCCAAGCCGGACACGGAAAUUCAGUGCCAAGUCUGCCAGGGCUGGACCCGAGUACAAUACUCUGUGGUCACUGCCGCUGGUCUUGACAGGUUGCAGAUCCAGCGAAAGGAAUCGCGCAAGAAUGGUAAGAUUCUUGGUGAGUACGAGGGUCCGCAUACGAAGACCAUCGCUCUUAUUGAGAAUCUCCAAUCCAUCGCCGCGGAAAGCAAGACGCUGGUUGGUGAGAAACCCAUCAAAUCUGUGGUUUUCUCGCUGUGGACCUCGCAUCUGGACCUGAUCGAGAUUGCUUUGAAGCACAAUGGCCUGGACAGCUUUACCCGACUGGACGGAACCAUGACCUUGAAGGCCCGUAGCAAGGCGCUCGAUCUCUUUGCCAGGGAUGACUCUGUGACUAUACUACUGGCCACUAUCGGUGCCGGUGGUGUUGGUCUGAAUUUGACCUCCGCAUCGCGUGUCUUUGUCAUGGAGCCACACUAUAACCCAGCCGCAGUCGCCCAGGCUGUUGAUCGUGUGCACCGCUUGGGCCAGCAUCGCGAGGUGGUAAUUAUGCAGUUCGUCAUGAAGAACAGCAUCGAGGAGAAGAUCCUCGAGCUCGCACGGAAGAAACAAAAGCUCGCGGACAUGAGUAUGAACCGCGGUAAGCUGGACAAGGGCGAAGCCCAGGAGCAGCGCAUGCGGGAGUACCGCAGCCUGUUCAAGUGA
Molecule: messenger RNA, 3426 nt
Organism: Penicillium subrubescens
Lineage: Eukaryota; Fungi; Ascomycota; Eurotiomycetes; Eurotiales; Aspergillaceae
Exons: 1
Coding region: 1-3426 (1141 amino acids)
Molecular function (GO): ATP-dependent chromatin remodeler activity; ATP binding
Source: RefSeq, a predicted model, not a curated record